UUGUCAUCCCAUUGCCAGCUGGACAAGUCAGUCUUUGCUUUCCCCGUGACAUGUAGUUGAGUUGCAGCGGAAAGGAAAUGUGUCAUCUGUGGUUUGGUUUUAAGAGUGGAAAGCUAGCUGUACAUAUCCUCUUUAAAAAACCCUGCAGAUUUAAGUUUCACAGUCUCCAAAGUAUUCUACUUAAAAUAAGAAGAGCAGAACUGAGGUGGCUUACGAAGUGACGGCUGGGCGAGCUCUGAAGAUAGCAGUGGACCUGUAGGUAUGGAGCACAAAGGACAGUACCUGCAUCUUGUUUUCCUGAUGACAACAGUGUGGGCCUCGUCGUCUUCUGGAACAAGACCAAACUACACACACCUGUGGGCUAGCAGUGUCACUGCCUCAGGUUCCAGUAAUCAGAAUGGCUCCAGCAGACAUCCGAGUGACAAUAACACAAACCUUGUCACUCCUGCCGUGGGUCACAAGAAGCCGUCUCAGUGCGCUGGAGACCACCGUUAAUCCGCACUGAAACACCCCUUUGCUCUCUCAGCCAAAUCACCAACAUGUCCUGUUAGAACAAGAAUUUACAUUCUGCGAAAGAAGUUCACAGGAGAAAACAUCUGAAAUGGAAUUCAAGUAUCUGGUCUUCAUUGUGCUUUGUCAAUACCUGGACAAUACGUUUUUCUCAGAGACAGAAGCAAUUACAACAGAGCAGCAAUCACUGUCUACUUUAAUCACACCGUCGUUAUAUGUUACAACUGAUUCUCAAAACACAGCAGGGAAUGCUUUGAGUCAGACAACAAGAUUCAAGAACAUUUCUUCUGGACAGCAAGCAUCACCUGCCCAAAUCACUCCUGAACAAGCAACACCAGCUGUUUAUGUCUCUUCAAGCCCACUUACUUAUAACAUUACCAGACAAGCAGAAUCAGCGGUCAACAACUCCUUGCCUCAAACAUCACCAUCUGGGUUCACUUUGACCAAUCAGCCAUCACCUUCUACCUAUAAUUCUACUGGACAACCACCAAAACAUCUUGUCUAUACUUCCACACAACAGCCACCAUCACCUGCUCCUACCUCUUCUGGAAAACCAGAAGUAGAGUCUACUCAUAAUCAGCCCACAAAAUCAACACCAACUAUUUAUUUACAAAGGGACACACCACCACCACCACCACCACCACUCACUUCAGAACCACCAAGUGGCAAAGGAACUGCUCAUAAAAACAACCACAAUGCAAUUGCUGCCAUAUUAAUCGGUACUAUUAUAAUUUCUAUGUUGGUAGCUAUACUCAUGAUUAUACUGUGGAAAUACUUGAGGAAGCCAGUCUUAAAUGAUCAAAACUGGGCAGGUAGGUCUCCAUUUGCUGAUGGAGAAACACCAGAAAUGUGUAUGGAUAACAUCAGAGAGAGUGAGGCAUCCACAAAGCGUGCAUCAGUUGUCUCACUUAUGACCUGGAAACCAAGUAAAAGCACACUGCUAGCAGAUGAUUUAGAAGUUAAGUUGUUUGAAUCAAGUGAACACAUUAAUGAUACCAGCAACCUCAAGACUGAUAAUGUAGAAGUUCAAAUAAAUGGCUUAUCAGAAGACAGUGCUGAUGGGUCAACAGUUGGUACAGCCGUGUCUUCAGAUGAUGCAGAUCUGGCCCUGCCACCUCCCCUUCUUGAUUUGGAUGAGAACCUACCAAACAAGCCCACAGUGACAGUUGUAUCUCCUUUACCAAAUGAUUCUAUCAAUCCCCAACCAUCUCCAGAUGGUCUAAAUCAAGUGUGUGAAGAACAGCAUUCCAAGAUCCAAGAGCCAUUCCCGCCACCCCCUGACUCAUUUAAUGUGCCUCUGUCAGCAGGAGAUUUUAUAAACAAUCAAGAGUCGGCCCACGAGGCUCAAUGCCAGGAGUUCUCUACUCCUGACCUCCAUCCAGACCUCACAGACUCCCUGCCACCUCCACCUACAGAGCUGCUGUAAAGUGACAGCUGGCUUUCUAGACUGCCCUCCAUCCUGAGAUGGCACCGACACGUUCCUGUCUUCGUGGUAUGGCACACAGGACAUGACACCUGGCACCUGAGAGACUCUUUAGGGACUACCUGACCCCUGACUGAAGCCCACGUACACGGGUAGAUUAUUACAGUGGUAUGCUUACCAGCUACAGAAGUAAUUUUUAAAUCAGAGUGCCUUUUAUAUAUGUUAAUGAUAGAUAUUUCAAUAACUUAAUCACUUUGGAAACAUAUGAUCUACAUAUACUUAUUAUUACCCAAUAGAUUUCCCCCGAAAAGCUGUAUAUAAACAUAUCUUAAAUAAAUAAAAUUCUAUUUUUUCCACCUCAAAAUUUGGGGUAUAAUAAAAAUGGAAAUUUUUAAAUGGUCAAAGUUUUAAUACUUCAAAUAUUAAGUAAAUAUUUUCAUUUAUAGAGAUUAAACACACAGCUACCAAACUGUAUUAAAACAUGAAGUCUGAGUGCUGUGUUUGGGAUACAUUUACCCUGAAAAAGUGAGCACUUACCAUAAAAUUUUCUUUUUUCUUUAUAAUUAAAAAUUUUAUGUAUAUAAGAGUUUUGCCUGAAUAUGUGUGUAUAUAUUCAUAUAGUCACACACACACACAUAUAUAUAAGACAGAAGAUGGCACUACUAACAUUUGCCAAUGCCCCGUGAGUCCUGGAACUGACUCCAAGUCCUCUGUAAGUGCUCUUAACCACCGAGCCCCUGCAACUCCGUUCUUCCCCUCCUCUUCCUCCUCCUCCUCUUCCUCCUCCUCUUCCUCUUCAAAUGUUUGGGGCGUGGGGGUGGAGGUCAAAGAGAUAGGCUGUAUUUGGGGUUAGAAGAUGACUUGUGGGAGUUGAUUUUUUUCUUCCACCUCAAGGAUAAAAUUCAGAACUCAAGUCAUGAGACCUGACAGCAAGCAACCUUUAUCCUCUAAGCCCAUCUCACUGCCCCCAAAAUGUAAACAUUUUUCUAAAAUGUUAGGGAAGCAUAAACUAACCACUUAGACAAAAAUCAAAUGAUAUGGAAGACGGGAGAAAAAAAUAGAAGUGGGCUGUAUCUGUGUGUCUCUUCCCACACAUGCAUGAUACCAGCCUGUGUGAGGGUGUCUGUGGAGACCACAGAGGAUACCAGCCAUCCUGGAACUGAAGUCCCAGGAAGUUAUGAGCUGCUGUCUAACACGGGUACUGGGAACUGAACUUGGGUCCUAUAGGACAGCAGCAAGUUCUCUAAAGUACUGACCCAUCACUGCAGCCCCAGCCUCCUUUUGUAAAUGCAGGAAUGUAAUCAUCACCUGAAGGUUGUUGAGUAUGAGGCACUCAGAACAGAAGUGGGCACAACUUUUGUUAAAGUGGAGGCGGCAGUGGGUACUGGCCUACCUUUUGCAGAUGUCAAAUGUUCAUCUGCCCAACAAGCCAUCCUUCUCUUAUUAUUAUUACAAGUCCAAGAAAGGACAGUUGCUUAGAGCACAGAUUUUGGCACUUUUCAAGAUAGUAUAUAGUAUUUAUUGGUAACAUUAAUGUUCAAAUACUAAAAAUCCCAUGUAGAAUAAAAACAAGAAGGUUCUCGGGCAGUGGAGUUUUACUACUACUGCUACUAUUACUACUACAUACUACUACUAUUAUUUAGUAUAUAAUUAUCAAUAAACAAUUAUUAUACAUAUUAUAAAUACAUGUAAAUUUAUUAUUGUUGUUGUUUGUGUUCUGAGACAGGAGUCCUCUGGUAGCCCUGGCUGUCCUGGCACUCUCUCUCUAUAGACCCACUGUCCUCAAACUCACAGAUACACCUGCCUCUGUCUCCCAAUCUUUGUGAUUAACGGUGUGACCUUUAAACACCUUAAAAGACACUGGGCUUAAGUGUUAUUUUACAUACAAUACUUACCUUACUUCUUACAAGCCACCUCUUACUGAUAACACUUUUUUUAUCUACAGAAACACCUACUUCAAGCAUGAUGGCGUUUCAUUUUAUUACAUUGGUUCUUUUCUGUCAUUCACAAUAAAAUUUCUCACGUGUCUUC
Molecule: messenger RNA, 3964 nt
Organism: Mus musculus (house mouse)
Lineage: Eukaryota; Metazoa; Chordata; Mammalia; Rodentia; Muridae
Gene: Evi2
Product: ecotropic viral integration site 2
Exons: 4
Coding region: 602-1936 (444 amino acids)
Source: RefSeq, marked validated